UAGGACCAUUGAAUGAACAUAUAGCACACCGGGGCGGUUAUGUAGAGCCCGAAAUAUAUCUGUGCAACAUUCUUCGCUGACCUACUUUUAUUAGCAAUAACUAUUCAGUAAUAAUAACUGACACAUUUAAAUAGAAACCUGGUUUUGCUCUCUCAUCCAUGCGGUGAAAUAAAGACAUAAAUAAAGACAUAAAAUCCUUCCCAGCUUCUCUUAGAAAUAACAGCGUGUCAGGUGCGGCUCCAUCGCUCGCUGCAGGUUUUCUGGGAGGUGGGGGGGCGGAGCGUAACGAGGAGAUCUCCCUCCUCUUUAAAAAAAUAAAAAGUGAGGCGCGCACAGGCUGUCCGUUCGCACUGGCAGAGAAAUUAUGAUUCCGAGAAGAGCUGCUCCUGCGCUUCAGCAAUUAAGACAACACUUCCACUGCGACUGAUUCCACCAGAAAUCUCCGAGCCUCGCUGAGUGCGGUCCCCGUCAACUAUCUCCUACUCCGUAGCCUCCCUCGCUCUCUCCUGCCUUCUUCUUCUGCGCUGGAUCUUUCGUGCCAGAAAAUGUGCGUGGAGAGCGAUGGAUGCGAGAUUGAAGGCUGCAGCAGCUCGGAUGAGGUGCGCACGCUGUCGGGCAGCAUGAGUCCCGGACUGAAAUCCAACCCGGACCUUCACCCCUGCAGACCGGGGCAGAAAUUCCGCGCCGCGCUGCUGAAAUGCCGCUCACCGGCCGCCGCCGCCGGGAUCCUCAGUUUUGGGAACGUCCUCAAUUACAUGGAUAGAUACACCGUAGCCGGUGUUGUGCUCGACAUUCAGCGGAAUUACGACGUGUCAGACAGCAGAAUCGGCUUGCUGCAAACAGUUUUCAUCUGUAGCUUCAUGGUGGCAGCUCCCAUCUUUGGUUACCUGGGCGACCGCUUCAACAGAAAGGUCAUCCUGAGCUGUGGCAUUUUCUUCUGGUCCAUUGUUACCCUGUUGAGCUCCUUCAUCAGUAAAGAGUACUUCUGGCUGUUUGUGCUCUCCAGAGGACUCGUGGGCAUCGGAGAAUCCAGCUACUCCUCCAUCUCUCCCACCAUCAUAGGAGACCUCUUUACUAGUAACACCCGCACCAUGAUGCUCUCUGUCUUCUACCUGGCCAUCCCCCUGGGAAGCGGGCUGGGCUACAUCCUGGGCUCCAGCGCCAAGGAGGCUGCAGGAGACUGGCACUGGGCACUGAGGGUUUCCCCAGUUUUAGGCAUCACUGCAAGCGUUCUCAUCCUGCUCCUUGUCCCUGACCCAAAGAGAGGGAGCGCCGAUCAGCUGGGAGGUCGCAUCAGGAGCCGCACCUCCUGGUUGUGUGACAUGAAAGCGCUCGCCAAGAACAUGGUGUUCGGGGCCAUCACAUGUGUGACGGGGCUGUUAGGCGUGGUCAUCGGGGCUCUCACCACACGCCUGUGUCGCCAGAAGACAGAACGAGCCGACCCUCUGGUGUGCGCCGUCAGCAUGCUGGGCUCGGCCAUCUUCAUCUGCCUCAUCUUCGUGGUGGCCAAGAAGAGCAUCAUUGGAGCUUACGUUUGUAUCUUUAUUGGAGAGACGCUGCUUUUCCUCAACUGGGCCAUAACAGCAGACAUCUUAAUGUUUGUUGUUAUACCCACGCGGAGAGCAACAGCUGUCGCGUUCCAGAGCUUCACCUCUCAUCUCCUGGGCGAUGCAGGAAGUCCGUACCUGAUAGGCCUGAUCUCGGACGCCCUUCAGCAGAAGUACACUACAUCAGCACUGUGGCGGUUCCUGAGUUUGGGCUAUGCCCUCAUGCUUUGUCCCUUCAUCAUCGUCCUGGGGGGCAUGUUUUUCCUGGCCACCGCGCUCUAUUUCCUGGAUGACAAAGAUAAAGCCGAGGCCCAGUGUAACCAGGCAACACAGCCCCCGUCUUCAGUCAAGGUGACGAGCAAAUGAGGAGCUACCUGAAUGCACAACCAAACCUGACAAAGGAUGACUAGACGGCGAUAAAAGAAAGGCUUCUUUAUGCUCCCAGUCAUCCUCCCCAAGAUCAUCAUCAUCCUCCUCCUCCUCUUGGCUCCUGCUGCUCUCUGUUUUUUUACAGCCUCGCUGAGGUGACUGGAAAGAGGGAGCGUCUUGCCCCUCCUUCUAAACCACAGCCCGGUGAGAAGGUGCUCAACCCACCCUCCACUUGGAUCGUGUCCUCCUCGCCUCUGUGAGGAUCCUCUGAACUUUUGCAGGCCAAGACCGCCGUAAGCCCUCCUGAUGCUAAACUACUGAAUGCUGACCACGAACCUGCCCUGUCUGUCUGCCUGUCUGUCUCUUAUCGGCUGUCGAUCUGCAACAAGUGCCAUCGCAUCAUUACAUUCCUUCGGAUUUGCACUGACCGCCAACAGCCCUCAUCACUAGCUAUGUUUACAUGCAUUCGACUAAGCCACGCAUGAAGCUCUGCUGAAGCUAAAGCAGCUGCAGGAAAACGCAGCAGCGGUGCAGGCGUUGUUUAUCUCUUUAAACAAGUGACUGAUGUCGCAUUACUCAUCACAGUCUCGCCGCAGUAACAGCAGAAACAGCAAAUUCAGUGUUUACACCAUAAAUCCAGUAUUUUCACAGUGAAAGUUUAGCCGUGCAUGUAAACAAGCUAGAGCCAAAAAUGUGUUGCUUUGGGAAAGGUCAGUGAACGAGCCUUAAAGUCGGAGCUUUCACACCUGCAGAUGUUUCUUUGAGCCCCGCGUGCGUUUCCACUUGGAUGAGAACUCGUUAUGUUCGGAUUGUUUGUGUCGUUUUCUGUUUAUGUCGGAUUUGAAGCUGGAGGUUACUGCCUAUGAUUGUUUCCUAACCGUGAUGAUGCAGUCUGGGCGAUUUAAAGUGGACACUGGAUAUGUAUAGUUUAUAUCUUUUAUAUUUAUAAUUUAUUCUAUUCAUGCUUUUUCCAAAAGUCAAUGUCAUGCUAGUCUUUUGACUGUUUAUGUACACGAGAAGCAAUACUAAGAACAUUUAGAAGAAACCAACCUUUUUGUUCCACACUGCCUUAUCAGUGAGCUCGGCUUCCCUUUAAAGAGGUCGCUCUCUGAUGGUUGGUUUUGAAUUUCUGGACACACCACCCACCCACACAGGGACCGAGUCGCUCUUAAUGGUGGAUCGCAGUCCAAUCAUCAGCGCUUACAAUAACAGGCAUUGUGAAAAGAGGCCCUUCCUCUCCAACUGCAGAUAUCCCAUUGCAUCAGUUUAUUAGCGAGGGGAAUCAAAAUGCCAGACAGGAACAGGAAACGCGAGCUCGUAUCGUUGCAAACUGAUGAAUGAGGAAUCCCCCUAAAGAGCUGAAAGAGCUUCAUUUCUGCCUGCCGUUUCCAUGGGUACACAUCUCUCGCGAAGAAAACAAAACAACAAUUGUCAGUGAGGGAAGCUAUAGCAUGUAGCUUGCACAUAACACAAGCGAUGGUGAAGGGUGAAACCUCAGAGCCACUAAUGGGAUCCCAGGUUUUAAGGGGGAAAGAUGCACUUUGCAGACCUGGAAGGAACCACAGAAGGCAGAGGAUGCACUGACCUUAGCUGAGGAACAAAAGGAGACUCCGAGGUUGUUCUUGUAGCAUUGAUGUGUGAGCAUGACUCACUGGCUGUGUGGGGGUGCUGUGUGGGCUGUGUCCUUGCUGCCAGAUCAUUAGCUUUAGCUUCUUCCUCCAACUGCGUGGAGCUCUCUGAAUGUGAUUCUGUCCCACCCGAUGUGUUUACACCACCUUCAUCUUCUUAACGAACUAAGCUUCUUACCUUCCAUUUAUUGAUCUUCUUUUCCUUUGUAAUGUUAUCAGAGGACUUUUUGAAUACCUACAGUAGAGAUAUAUAUAUAAAGCUAUACCAUGCAGCGAUUUUAAUAUAUUGUAAAUGAUGGCUUGGAUGCAAUGUAUUUAUUUGUUUGUUACAUAUUGAAGAAUAUUCUAUAAAGGGAAAUUUAAGGCUGCAGUAUAAUAGACUGAGCCAUGUGUCACUGGGUUGGAAACCUUUUCCUGUCAUACUGAAACAACACACGCCCCUUUUGCAUUAGCUGGAUUACGAUUGGACGUGUCCCACGUGUAGACACAGAAAUAAAUGCAAUGGGUUGUUUUUAAGACACAUUAGCCUCAUUGUAAGGAUGCAAUUUAUAUUAAGCUCAUUUAUGUGUUUUUAUUUGUAGAUUCAAAACCAUUUUUGCACAUUUAAUGAUCAGGGAUUUCUUUGAGCCACCGCCUCGCACCAUCGACGGCCCGGCCUCUCGGCGCUGGCGUGUCGUCGUCUGUCAUCCGUAGGAACUUCCGCUCUGAUCAGACGAGCCAUGGAUCGAGUUUCACGUUGCCAAAAUUCAGUUGAUUUAGCACCAGUCCGUCCUUUUAUCUGUCGUAAAUGUAUGUUAACAAUCACUGAAGUGAUGUCUCGAGGAAAUGCUUCUUGUCAUACAAGAGUCUGUACAAAUAAACUCACGUUGAGCAGAAGAGAAAAAAACAGAAGUUAUUUUUAUUUUUAGAGGACGUCAGUACACGUGUCCGAGAAGUCAAAGGGUAUUCUUUUAGAGCUGGAAUGUGAUGCUCCCGUGGGUGGAUGAUGGAAAAAUGUACAGGUCUGUAAAUCAAAUAAACCUAUUCACACACA
Pundamilia nyererei is the source of this 4577-nucleotide messenger RNA. RefSeq names its product SPNS lysolipid transporter 2, sphingosine-1-phosphate (gene spns2). NCBI's taxonomy places the organism in Eukaryota, Metazoa, Chordata, Actinopteri, Cichliformes, Cichlidae. Gene Ontology annotation, cellular component: membrane. The record is from RefSeq and is a predicted model, not a curated record. The coding region runs from base 546 to 1913 and encodes 455 amino acids. Gene Ontology annotation, molecular function: transmembrane transporter activity; sphingolipid intramembrane carrier activity. The transcript has 12 exons. Gene Ontology annotation, biological process: lipid transport; sphingosine-1-phosphate receptor signaling pathway; transmembrane transport.